AUGAGGCUCGCCAUUGCCCUUUCCCUGUCUCUAUCCAUCAUCGGACUCGCAUGGGAACACCCUGGAUAUUGGCCGCCCGGAAUUGAUGGAAAUGAUCCCGAUUUCGACCACGAAGAUAAUGAAGCUCCCCGCAAUUACCCCCUGAGAGAGUAUCCCGUGCCGGGGAAUACUUUCUUCUACUAUUGCCGGUCCUUUCGCGCGACGACGGCGACCUUCCAGAUCGACGAAGUCAACUUUCUCCCACAGCACCCGUUCAAGUAAGACGACCCUUUUGCUGCCCCCCUUUGGUAUUCUUGAAAGAUGGCACAGCUGACAACUGCACCCCUCUCCCCUUUUCCAGCGGCGAGCCCUUCGCGAUCCAAUUCAAGGCCCACUGCUGGGAAAUGUCACACCGAUGCAACGUGACCGACAACGCCAAGCUCGAGCUGACGUUCGCGCGCGACCACUUCUACAUCGGCUACGACGGGCACGUCGAGAACUACAAGAUCUGCGACUCGAUCGAGUGUCCGGCCCGGCAGAUCGAUCUCGUACAGGCCAUCGAACAGUCGAGACACCGGGAAACCGGCAGGUACUGGAUCAAGGCUAGGAUCAUGUUCGGACGCCAGGUCGCGACGUGUUUCGGAGGGUACGUUGAGUUUCUGUGA
Molecule: messenger RNA, 644 nt
Organism: Lecanosticta acicola
Lineage: Eukaryota; Fungi; Ascomycota; Dothideomycetes; Mycosphaerellales; Mycosphaerellaceae
Source: the annotation of a GenBank genome assembly